This is a messenger RNA of Rana temporaria (common frog), 8382 nucleotides long. RefSeq names its product Rho GTPase activating protein 26 (gene ARHGAP26). NCBI's taxonomy places the organism in Eukaryota, Metazoa, Chordata, Amphibia, Anura, Ranidae. Gene Ontology annotation, biological process: signal transduction. Gene Ontology annotation, cellular component: cytoplasm. The transcript is spliced from 25 exons. Gene Ontology annotation, molecular function: protein binding; GTPase activator activity. The coding region runs from base 295 to 2673 and encodes 792 amino acids. The record is from RefSeq and is a predicted model, not a curated record.
GGGAGGUGGCGGGCAGCGAGUAUGAGAUCACAGGGCCUUAUGUGAGAGGCCCGCUGUGCUCCUCAUUUCCCCGAGCUUCCAAUGAGAGAGCUCGGAGCCGGAUGCCAUCACAGCCCGAGUGACAUCAUCAGCACACUCCAGCUGCUGGCUGUGCGAGGAAACUUUCAAUGAGCACAUCUCCCCCUCUGUCCUGCCGUCAUGUCCUGAGCUCCGCGCCUUCCUCCAGGCUGGGAUCUGAGCGCACUGACACCACUCACAUCAAUCGCUUCCUUGCACUGCAACUCUCUGCACACCAUGGGAUUGCCUCCGCUGGAGUUCACUGAUUGCUACCUGGAUAGUCCUCAGUUCAGGGAGAGACUGAAAUCCCAUGAGACCGAGCUGGACAAGACCAACAAGUUCAUUAAAGAGCUUAUCAAGGAUGGCAAGUCACUGGUGGCAGCACAUAAGACUCUGUCAUCCGCAAAGAGGAAAUUUGCUGGUUCACUGAAUGAAUUCAAAUUCCGGUGCAUCGGCGAUGCAGAAACUGAUGAUGAAAUCUGCAUUGCCAGGUCUCUGCAGGAAUUCGCUGCUGUACUGGGCAAUCUUGAAGAUGAACGGAUGCGGAUGAUUGAAAAUGCUGGAGAAGUUCUCAUUACACCUCUUGAAAAAUUCAGAAAGGAGCAGAUUGGUGCAGCCAAGGAGGUGAAGAAGAAGUAUGACAAAGAGACAGAAAAAUAUUGCAGUGUUCUGGAAAAGCACAUGAACCUGUCAUCCAAAAAGAAAGAGGUGCACCUACACGAGGCGGAUAGUCAAGUGGAUCAGAUGAGGCAGCAUUUCUAUGAAGUGUCGCUGGAGUAUGUUUUGAAAGUGCAUGAAGUCCAAGAGAGGAAAAUGUUUGAAUUUGUGGAGCCGCUGCUGGCUUUUUUGCAAGGACUGUUUACAUUUUAUCAUCAUGGCUAUGAGCUGGCAAAAGACUUCAGUGACUUCAAGACACAACUAACAAUUAGCAUCCAAAAUACACGGGAUCGGUUUGAAGGCACACGCUCUGAGGUAGAAGCCCUAAUGCAGAAGAUGAAAGAAAACCCUCAUGAACAGCAAAUGAUGAGUCCUUACACAAUGGAGGGAUAUCUUUACGUCCAGGAGAAACGGCACUUUGGGACAUCCUGGGUUAAACAUUACUGCACUUAUCAACGGGAAACAAGACUGCUCACUAUGAUUCCAUUUGAUCAGAAGACAGGGGGAAAAGUGGGGGAAGAAGAAGUUGUUCACUUGAAGUCCUGUAUACGGCGAAAAACAGAUUCCAUAGAGAAGAGGUUUUGCUUUGAUGUUGAAGGUGUUGAUCGGCCAACUAUAAUAACUAUGCAGGCUCUUUCAGAAGAAGACAGAAGGCUGUGGAUGGAAGCCAUGGAUGGCCGGGAACCAACACCACUCUGGAUGAAUGAGAAAAGGGGGCAGAUUUGGACAACAGCAUUGUCAGUCUGGAGGGAGGUUUACAAUUCAAACAAAGACAGCCAAAGUGAAGGAACUGCCCAGCUGGACAACAUUGGCUUUAGCAUUAUCCGGAAGUGUAUCCAAGCAGUGGAAACGAGAGGAAUCGGUGAACAGGGACUUUACCGAAUUGUUGGUGUCAACUCCAGAGUUCAAAAACUUCUGAGCAUCUUAAUGGAUCCUAAAAUUGCUGAACCUGAAACUGAGAUCUCCACAGAGUGGGAAAUAAAGACAAUUACAAGUGCUUUGAAGACAUAUUUGAGGAUGCUUCCAGGGCCCCUCAUGACUUACCAGUUUCAGAGAAGCUUCAUCAAGGCUGCUAAACUUGAAAACCAGGAAUCCCGCAUAAAGGAAAUCCAUUGUCUGAUUCACCGCUUGCCGGAGAAGAACCGACAGAUGUUGCACUUAUUAAUAAAACACUUGGCAAGUGUUGCUGCUAAUCAUAAGCAAAACUUGAUGACUGUAGCCAACCUGGGAGUCGUUUUUGGGCCCACACUUUUGCGUCCCCAAGAGGAAACUGUAGCAGCCAUCAUGGAUAUCAAAUUCCAGAAUAUUGUUGUUGAAAUAAUUAUUGAAAACCAUGAAAAGAUGUUUUCCACAGUGCCGGAGAUGCCACAGACAAACUCCCAGCUGCAUUUGUCUCGUAAAAGGAGCACUGAUUCAAAGCCGCCUUCCUGCAGUGAGAGGCCUUUAACGCUUUUCCACACAACGCAUUCCACAGAGAAAGAUGAGAAAAGAAACAGUGUAAAUUCCAGUGCAGAAUCUGUCAAUUCAUCCAAUGCAAACAGUUCCGUGGGUUCCAGCUGUGUUCAGCGGUCCAACAUGAACAAUCUCAACUCCAGUGACCCUGACCUGGAAGUAAUCAAAAUGAGCAGGCCAAAUUCACUACUGAACCCCAAGAAUAUAACAAGCCUAUUACCAAGCUUACUAAAUCCAAGUCCAACAUCACCACUGACUUGCCCAAUGUUUUCUGCUCCAUCAAGCCCUAUGCCAACAUCUUCAACAUCGAACGAUUCUUCUCCGACAAGUUUGCCAAGGAAAGCAAAGGCCUUGUAUGCAUGUAAAGCCGAGCAUGACUCUGAACUCUCAUUCACAGCUGGAACAAUGUUUGAAAAUGUUCACGCAUCCCAGGAGCCAGGCUGGUUAGAAGGGACGCUCAAUGGAAAGACUGGACUUAUCCCUGAAAACUAUGUGGAAUUCCUAUAGCUUUACAACCUGCAAUCAGCGUUAAGCUUUACAUGGUAUCCAUGACAACUGCUGACGGUGUUGAAGAUUGUCUGUCUUUACCUCUAUGAAUUACAGGGUGAAGGACCUCUCAUUACCUGUUGCAGUGAAUAUGUGUGUUCAUAGUAAUGUACAUGUUUGAAAUGUUGUAUGGUGGUGAGAUAUACAGAAAUGAAAGUUGUUUUUUUUUUUUAGUAAGGGACCAUUUUAUUUUGCUGUUGUUUUACUGCUAUAAUUCACUGUAUUUUGUAACCACUAAAUUUGCCUAUACCUAUACUGUACCAGACUGGACUAAAAAGAUUAUCUUAUGGGCUGCUUAGGCAAUUAUACUAGACUUCUCUGGAAUUUUUUUUAUGUAUGGAAAAUCAGACAAACCUUGAGAGCAGACUUAAUGCUUCCACACUUAUAAUAAAUGUACAUUUAUUUUUAUUUUGCUAGCAAAUUGAGCAUGACAUUUUAAAAAUUGCAAAAAAUUGUAUUUUAAUUUAUAAAUAAUUAUACAUACUGUAGCUUUGUUACAUUCCUAUAACAAGAUAUUGUAACAGUGUAUCAGUGGAUGGUCAUCCAAUUGAAGACCUCUCAUGGAUGGUUCCAUAUGCUCCCAUCCUCUUUUUUUUUUUUUUUUUAUUAUAGUAUUUUAGGUUUCGAGUAUAAAUCGGCAGAUAUAGAAUCAAGUGAAUCAGUAUUUCCCUGUUCAUGGGGAAAUACCAAAAAAUAGGAACAUUUGAUGACACAUGAUUCCAUAGUACUUAUGAAUCUCCAUGCCCCAAAUCUUUUUAUUUUUAAUUUAAUUUUCUGACCUGUCACAGGAUUAACUGGUUGCUCUUCCUCAUCUGUCUUCUGCCAAAAACUGGGACUAUGUAGAGAGCGGUGCUGAUGUGAUGCCAUUGGCACUACUCUCUAUAUCAGUAUUCUGGUGGAAGGGGCACAGUGCUCAGUGAUUAGGGCCAUGUUGCCCUGCGUUUGCAGUUUGUUUUUUUAGUUUCCAGAAUGCGGUAUACUGGAUUGAGGGGAGUAGAGAGGAGUAAGGGGCAGCUUCUGUUUAAAGGUGAGCAUUGCAGCUUAGCGGUUUUUUUUUUGCUUGUUUUUAUAACACCUGGGGGGGCAUAUAUAUGCAAAAAAUAAGCCCAGAUUUGGGCUUUUACAUUUUAGAGCCUUAAUCACAGAAUAGUAUAGCAUAUAUAGGCACUGCAUUUAGCGUAUAUAGGCACUGCUAUUGAUAUAGUCAUUUUUAGUUUCCCUGUCACUUAUGGUGACCAAGUUUUAAUAAUGCAUUAAAUGAUACAAACAAGAGCAUAUGAAAACAUCACUGUAAUCCUAUCCUAGAAAUAUAUUUUCAAGUGCUCUUCAUAGAGUAAUGGCUUUAGUUUAUAACUGUAACUAUGCAGCUCUCUAGAUACAAUUAGAUGUUCGCUAUCUGAGCAUAAGGCUUACCGAUGCUAUUAAUGUGUUUCUGUGUUUUACUUGGGAAACCUUUUUCCAUCACAGUGCUCGUGUAUAGAGCCUUCUAAUCUAACUGCCCAGACAGACAGCAAGAUCUUACAAAUCAUUCCCAAUUUUAAGAUUACUGCAACUCCAAAAAUGCUGUUGUUUCUAUUGAGCUUUGUAAGUGCAGAUCAGGAAAAAAAAGUUAGUAUGUACACAGCUUACAUUUAAUGUUUAGUGACAAAGCACCCUGAGGGGAUAUAUUUUUCCCUGAUCCAAUCAGAACUUCCCUACUGCUGCAUGGCAGCCUAUGGGCAUUGCAGUUAGUCCCUCAGACACUUGGAGCUGUGUUAUGAGAAAAACGGGAUAGACGCACAUGCUUCCCAUACUUGGAAAUACCAUGUAAUUCACAUUGCUUCAAGCAUCUGAAGCAGCGAGUUACUAUACUUGGUAAAUGCAAAUCCUAAAUGAUUAUGCCCAACAGGUCCAGUUUAAACUCUUAGAUGUACCCAUGAUCUUGUCACUGACUACAGAACACUGCACCGACUAUGAUUGCUAGAAAAUCUCUUGAUUGAGAAAAUCAACAGAUGUCAAUUAAACUUACCCAUAAUUAGAUAUAGGUAUGAAAUGUGUUUCAGAUGCAUUAUAUUUUAAGUGUGAGGCAUUUGUUUCUGCACUCAAAGUUAUUGUAAGUUGCACUGUAUGUGCUCUGCAGUUUAUGCUUUUCUCCAUCAGUUCUUUGUCUUUUACAUUUUUUUUUAAGUACUUGAGUUUAUAAAUUGCUGUAUAUUUUAUUUUUCAAAUAUAAUGUUGUAAAUAGAGAUUUACGUGAAGUACUGUGAGGUAAAGUUCUAUAUUUGAUAUUUUGUGCACUAAUUCUGCUCACUGGGGUAACAUUAAAUGUUUUUAAUGUUUUUAUAGCCAUAGUUAUUGUAGAUCUCCAAGAAAUAUAUAGAAGCCAGACUGGUUAAAAAUGUCAAGCAGUGAGGCUGAAAUGAGAAGACUGAACUGUGCAUAUACUGUACCUUGCAGUCAGCUGAUCUUUUUUGUAUAUUACACUUAUUUCACUGCUAUACCAUAGAAUACACAUUGAAUCAAUCAAUGAAUACAGAGUUUAAAUGGAACAUAUGUGACUAAUAUCGCAGCUACUAUUGCCAUUGCCCAUGACAGGAGUCAUUUUAGUUUCACUGGUUCCAUGCUUAUUCUGGCUCUGUUACUUGGUAAGAAGUGAAUAUCCAAAGAACUUGCAGGUUUUAAAGUUGUAGUUGUACAAAAUAGUAAGUGGUAGUGUCAUAAAACAAUAGGAUCUUUUUAGAAGCACUAGUAGACUACAUACAAUAGAUGUGUAAAAGGAAUGACUGUGCCUACAGUUACUGUAUGCAGAUAAUUAAAGUGUCUGAAUCUGGCCAAGGGGUUGCCAAGUGAUAAUAAAAUAAGCUAAUGAGAUCUCUCCUGCAUCAAUCAAAAACACAACUAUAGGUUUGAUAUUAACCAACCCUAUGCUUAAUAUAAUACCAGUUGAAAUGUGCGCAAGGUGGCAUUCCUACCUUCACAAUGACAGUAGUAAAUGUGUUUCUUCUUUUGACAAUGGCCAGCGCUGAAAGACUUUUCGGUCUUUCCUGAAUUUUCAGUACUUCCUGAAGUUGUGUUCACAUUAUCAAAUUAAAAAAAAAAAUAUAUAUAUAUAUAUAUAUCACAACAUUAUCCACUUGCCCUAAAUAUAACAUUAUUGUAGAAGUGGCAUGAUGACAUUAUCAAGCUGUGUCUACUAUGCCUUCUGGUUUGCACAUCCAGAGCUUUUUCAUGUACAAGGGUUCUUGAAAACGUUUCCACAAUCUAUUAAAUAUAAAAGAGUGCAGAAACUUUUUGAAGACCCCUCGUAUAUGAAUACAAUAUAUAACUAUAAAGGCUUCCUAAGGACUGAGGCCCUCAUUCUGUAUUGAAAGGCACAAGGCAUGGUGCUCAAGCAUAGCCAAGCUUUGUCUUAGAGUAGCUGUGCCCUUGUUUACCAGUCUAUAUGUUAUAUUCAAGGGCAUCUUUACGAGGUUCCAUUAAAACAUAGGCUCCAUUUCACAAAACUUAGCCUUCAUUGCUUUGCAUAUAACGAUGUAAAGAUUCCACUAAUCUACAGUGAAUUGAUUAGUUGUUUUUUGCAAAUUAUUAUUGGUUUCAUACCUAACUGGCUACCUUCAUUGCCAGAAGGGCAUACACCAAUAGGCUCACAUUUUGUCUGUUCAGACCAUGUAAGAUCAGAACAAUUGGCAAGUUAAGACAAUAGAGGCUGUAUUCUCAUGGCCUAGGACUACAGUGUAAGUGCCUUCAUGUCAGGUUUGUCAUACAGCAGGCAAGCCAAGUCGCACUUACGAAUAAGUACCUUUCCUUCUAAUGCUUUGACUAAAUUGUGUUGGUUCGUUUGUGGUAAAAAAAGGAUCUUCAUUAAGUUUUGAUUUUGUUUUGUUUUUUCUUUUGUAUGAAAUAUGGCUUACAAUGUGUAUUAAAAUACAGUUUUUUGGUUUGCUCUUCCUUUUUAGUAUUUUGUUUAGCUGGAUUUGUUGUUUCAAGGUGUCAUUACAGGUUUUGCAUGCAGUAAAGUCAAUUUGUUUAAUUGACAAUAGUAUACUAAAAAGGAAUGAGUUAAACUAAAGCUGCACUUUUCAAACAUUUUAACAAAUCAUGUUUUAUUUUUUUUGUAGCAUUCUGAUGGGGCAUUAUGAAAACUGGUGUGUAGAAAGGGGCAUCUGCCUAGGAAUCUUGCAUGCCACCAUUGACCUUCAGCUAUGAGCUGUGACUCGUAGAGGUCUGUAGAUACUGUCAGGUGGCGUCAAAGAGUUGACCAGUUAGAGGUUUAAAUGUGCUGGUAGCUUCUGAAUAUUCUGUCUCCAAUUCCUGGAGGUCCAUUAGAGGCCUUCCAGGGAAAAAGUUACCCCGUUGCUGCUUUAAGAAAAAACAAUCAGCACCUCUUUACAAUAUAAGAAGUUGAAUACUUGUCUUUCCAGCCUAUGCUGUCUUCAAUAGCUUUGGGCGCUGCUGAUAUUUGCCACUUCUGGGUGUGUCAUGUAGUGUGUUCCCCAAUGAGCAGAGAUGUUUCUCCCACCAUUCAGUGUGUCCUGUAGUAACAUCAGCAGCCAGCAGGAGGAGAGCACAGCACCCAACAGGGGAACAUGCUAUACCACAUAUUGGGCUUUUUGUAUUGCAGGUGGCAUCUGAUUGUUUUUUCUUAGAGAAGCCACAGGGUCCUUUUAAGACCAAGAGAUUAUUAUUAUUAUUAUUAUUAUUAUUUUUGUACAAUGUUGAAAUAUAGAUGUGUCUGCAUCUGUUUUUCUUUUAUCUGUGCACUUGUGAUAGGCCUACAAUGCUAAACUAUAUUGCAUACUUGUUUUUUUUCUGUAAGUGUCAAAUAACAGCACUAUCAAUGUAUUCAAUGUGAAGCCUAAUUUUAAACUGGUUAUUUAAUUGUAGAAAAUUGUAGACCGAAGGAACUGGAGAAAUUCCAAACACUGUUCAACAGCAGCUCUUUGGCCUAAUAACUGCCAAUAUUUUGCUAAUUUUUUUCCGAGUUCAGACAGGGAACUCAAUGAAUUUACACAUGCAGUUAUUCCUUCCUUAUCUUUUUAUUAGUGCUGAUGGAAUUAGGUGUUAGAUAUUUCAGAAAAAACGCAACUCAAAUACCUUUUACCAUUUACCACAUAGCAUUUGUCAUCCGAAAGACCUUGCUUUAAUCCACUGAAUAUAAUUCCAGUUAAUAGACAAUUUGCAUUAUCUCCUGUGGCGCACUGUAGAAUAUUUUAUCUGGCACUAGUCAUUUCUCCGACAUGUCUUGUUUGUUAGCUGAGCCUGACUGCCUGCCACAAGCCUCUUUAUUGUUCACUAAAGUGCUUAUUAUAACAGGUGAUCACAGGAACAUCAGCUUGUAGUUGUGCUGUAGGCACAUACCACAUAUACUGGUGCAAUUAGUGAAGUGCUGUGGGAUCACGGUGUAGCUCUUUUUCUGCAGUUCACUAUAUCAUUUUAUAAUCCACUGCCAAAGUUUGUUUGUGGCACACUAAUAUCUGUCUGUAGUGUAUUUUGUUUCUAACGCCUCUGUUUGCUCAGUUGUCAGAGAUACCUGAAUGGAAAAACUGUGUUCAGAUAUAUUCUAAGUGAAUCUCAAGCUUAUGGUUUUUAAGUACAUUUCCUUAUAGAAGCAAUCACUUUGAAGGUCCUGGGUUCACAAACAUUCUGUGAUUUUUCAAUGCAUCUCAAAAUAAAUAUAUUUACAAGCUGAAA